Elaeis guineensis (African oil palm) is the source of this 2024-nucleotide messenger RNA. RefSeq names its product silicon efflux transporter LSI2. Gene Ontology annotation, cellular component: membrane. Gene Ontology annotation, biological process: transmembrane transport. The record is from RefSeq and is a predicted model, not a curated record. NCBI's taxonomy places the organism in Eukaryota, Viridiplantae, Streptophyta, Magnoliopsida, Arecales, Arecaceae.
CAAUUUAGUCUUAGUUUUUCACUUUGUCAUUGCUCAAAAAGGCGCCAGACCUUGUUAAGUUGCAGCCACGAUGCAAAAACAUUGUUCUGCUUCUUAUUGUUGAUAUUUUUGUAUGAAGUGCAAGUAACAUCUUCUUGAAAGCAGACAAUAAGCCAAAACUGAGACGUUGUUCAUCAAAAACACUGACGUAGUACCGGCCCACAUCAAUUUUCUUGGCAAUUUUACUUAGUCCAAGAUAAUGGCCCUCGCACCAACUGUUGAAGUAGUUCUUGGCUCAAUUGCCUUUGGAAUAUUCUGGGUGUUAGCUGUUUUUCCUGCAGUUCCCUUCCUGCCUAUUGGACGAACUGCUGGAUCUCUACUUGGUGCGUCACUCAUGGUCAUUUUCCGAGUUAUUACUCCUGGCCAAGCUUAUGCCGCCAUCGACAUCCCCAUCCUCAGCCUCCUCUUCGGGACAAUGGUGGUCAGCAUCUACCUCGAAAGAGCCCACAUGUUUAAAUACUUAGGCCGGCUGCUUUCUUGGAAGAGCAAAGGUGGUAAGGACUUGCUUUGCCGAAUCUGCCUCAUUUCAGCCUUAUCGAGUGCAGUAUUCACCAAUGACACCUCCUGCAUUGUGCUAACUGAGUUUGUUCUCAAACUCGCAAGGCAGCACAAUCUGCCACCCAGACCAUUUCUUCUAGCACUAGCAUCCAGUGCAAAUAUUGGAUCCUCAGCAACUCCUAUUGGUAAUCCACAGAACUUGGUCAUAGCUGUUGAAGGCAAAAUUUCUUUUGAAAAAUUCUUCAUAGGAGUUGCCCCUGCGAUGCUCAUUGGGGUGGUCAUCAACAUAGCACUUCUUCUAUGCAUGUUUUGGAAAGAAUUAUCGGUUACGAGGACUGCGGAGGAGGUGAUGGAGGAGGCCGUUGUUGAGGAUGAAGUACUCUCCCAUAAAUUUUCUCCAGCAAGAAUGUCGCAUACACCAGAGAGGAACGCAUCAUCAGGUAAGAAGGCUGAAGAACGGGUGAUGGAGGAGGUGGCUGUUGAGGAUGAAGUGAGCUCCCAUAAGUUCUCUCCUGCGAGAAUGUCACAUAUGUCCCCAGAGGCAGCUCAUGAAAAUGAUGUUGAGAAGAAAAGUUCAUGGGCAAAUGGUUUUGCAAAACCUUCUUUACAAGUCUCUGAUGUGAAGAAACUUCUAGGCAAGAAGGCCUUGAUCUUGAAGACCUGUGUUUAUCUGGUGACUAUUGGGAUGCUGAUCGCUCUGCUUAUGGGGCUAAACAUGUCAUGGACUGCGAUUACUGCUGCCCUUGUACUAGUGAUUAUUGAUUUCAGGGAUGCUGGACCUUGCCUUGAAAAGGUUUCAUAUUCACUAUUGAUAUUCUUCUGCGGAAUGUUCAUCACCGUCGAUGGAUUCAACAGAACAGGGCUACCAAGUGCUUUGUGGAACGCCUUGGAGCCUUAUGCACGUAUCAACCAUGCUAGUGGAGUAGCAGUGCUCUCUCUUGUAAUACUGCUACUCUCAAAUUUUGCAUCAAAUGUGCCUACUGUGCUCCUGCUAGGAACUCAAGUGGCAAGAUCAGCAGCAGCAGUCUCUCCGGCAGAUGAGACGAGGGCAUGGCUCAUACUUGCAUGGGUGAGCACGGUGGCUGGCAACCUAUCCCUCCUCGGCUCGGCUGCAAACUUGAUUGUUUGUGAGCAGGCACGGCGGUCACAACACUAUGGAUAUACUCUCACUUUCUGGGGCCAUAUUAUUUUUGGAGUCCCAUCUACGUUGAUUGUAACAGCCAUCGGUCUACCUCUCAUCAGGGGUUAGCUGUCUUUUCUUUUUUUCCUUGUUUUCCUUUUUUCAAAUAAUGGUGGUAAGUAAAAUUACUUGGGCCAAAUGUUCAGGGGACACUUGGUAAUUACCAAGAUUAGCUUAUGGGCUAAGAAUGGUGAUUACCUUGCAAUGUUGUGUGCUUGUUGAUUGGGACCAUGAUGCUUUUGUAACAUGUAUGGAGUGAUUUAGCACAACAAUAUAUAUAUGAGUGAUGAUUGUAAGUUUGAGUAAA